UAUGGACACACAUAAAUAUGUUAAAGCAGGUUUAUUAUUAAAAUGUAUUUUAGGUGAAAUUUUUGUAAAGCAUCACAAAUUUGGUGUAGAGAAAAUCAGAUUGAUAUAUAUUUUAGAUGACAUUCUUUAUUGGACGAAACCAGAAGAUCUUAGCAAAUAGAAGCCAAAAGGGAAAAUCAAAUUAGAAGUUUGAGUUAGUAAAUUAAUUUAAGGAUAUAUUGUAAAUAGAAAAUGGAUUGAAAAAGGCCAAGAAAUUAAAAGACUUAGAGAGAGCAUCUAAUUGUUUUUCUAUAAUUACAAAAGAACGAACGCUUGAACUUGAAGCCUCAAAUGUUCAAAUAAAGAAUUUAUGGACAAAUAUCAUAAAUAAUAUUUUAAAAAAAUAAUAGACUCCUAAUUAGUGA
Molecule: messenger RNA, 404 nt
Organism: Paramecium pentaurelia
Lineage: Eukaryota; Ciliophora; Oligohymenophorea; Peniculida; Parameciidae
Source: the annotation of a GenBank genome assembly